AUGGCUGGCGGCUAUUUUGACCUGCCCAUAUCAUCCUCCUCCAGGCGUUCGAGCCUUACUGAUCUAUCUGGAGGACCUAGCAGAUCAUCCCCGGGGCCGCGUGUCCUAUCCCCCCUACCAACUCCCAAUGAAAACCCGCAGGAGAGGUCGUUGGAACCAAGCGGAGCUCAGGGCCGGCUGAGGAAUGCAGCAAUCCCCAGGAGCACGAAUCGGGUCAAGUUCACGGUCAGCGAGGCUGGUCUUGGCGCAACCACUGCUGGAUCGACGUCAGAGACCCGGUUCGAUGGAAGGGGCUCAUCACUACCGCAAAGACCAUUGCCCACCGCUAGUAGCAUUCCAUCGACAGUUAAGGCCUCCCCUGACCCCCAAUCAGUGCCUCUGAUCGAUAUUAGCCCCAGUACGCCGGUAGGUGUCACGGGCCUCACGAUCCACCCAGCAGCUCGCUCCACAGGCUCCCCCGGCGAUGACGAUGAGGUCAGUAACGAGAAGGGGAGGGCCAUCCACUCGGCACAAGAAAGAGCCCAGCGGCUGGCAUCCUUGCUGCAUCGAUCUUCCAAAUCUCCAAAGACAAGCCCUUGGUCUAGUCGACCGUCUUCCAUCGCAUCUACUCCUAGUGAGGUGGUGCUACCUUCAGAGGAUGGGGAUGAGAUUCCCAUGAUCAGUCUUUCUGAAAAGCAUUUUGACGACCUCUCAGACGACGAUGAAGUUGGCCCUUUGAACGGCCGACAAUCGAUACGUACUUCCCAAGCCCACCAGCUAGUCAGACAAAUGACUCGAAACGAUUUCAGUUUCCUGACCCGGAUCCAAGUCCCCUCUGCAGGGCUCCGGUCCGGGCAGGUUACGCCCCUUGAAGAAAGGGACCCCGAUGCCUACGUUGAACGGCCGGCCCAUUACCGUGGCGGGAUCCUUUCCUCCUUACUCAAACUAUACGAUCAACCUGGCAGCAACUAUUCGCGGGGCCGGCAUGGCAGCUUGCGUCGAAGCAGCACCGGAGAGUUUAGUAGUCGAGGAUUAUCCCCAGACCCUACCUGGAAGUCUCAACGGCCCAGGAAGUGGUACGAAAAAUCCCCUAACCAGUCUAGCACCUCCCUGGCUGGCUCAACGGCCAAGAACUCGGCAAGCUCCCCCAUCGCGAUGCUCAAGCGUUCCCGAAGCAGCGGAGCCAUUCCAAGCGUGCCCAAGCGAAUGGGUAAACCGCAGCUUGAGGAUGAGAUCCGCAUCACGAUCCAGAUAGCCGAACUUCUCUCCCGCCAAGGAUAUCUCAUCCGACUCUGCCGAGCUUUGAUGAAGUACGGCGCCCCUACUCAUAGGUUGGAGGAGUAUAUGAAGAUGACUGCCCGCGUCUUGGAGGUUGACGGUCAAUUCCUGUAUAUACCUGGCUGUAUGAUCAUCUCCUUCGACGACGCGUCCACUCACACUACUGAAGUUCGGUUGGUCCGAAGUCAUCAGGGCGUCGACCUGGGUCGACUGUCCGAUGUGCAUCUCAUCUACAAGGAGGUGAUUCACGGCGUGAUUGGGGUUGAAGAGGCCAUCCAACGGUUGGAUGAGAUCGUGAAGCAGAAGAACAAGUACCCCGUGCCAGUAGUUAUUCUUAUCUACGGAUGUGCUAGCGCCUGCGUCGGUCCUUUCGCGUUCAAUGCGCGGCCUAUCGAUAUGCCAGUUGCCUUUCUGCUAGGAUGUCUUUUGGGAAUCCUCCAGCUUGUGCUUUCGCCACGCUCCAACCUUUACGCGAAUGUCUUUGAAAUCUCUGCUGCAGUUCUGACAUCAUUCCUGGCCCGGGCUUUUGGCAGCAUCCGAUAUGGGGAUGGGCGGCUUUUCUGCUUCUCUGCCCUGGCCCAGUCCUCGAUUGCAUUGAUCCUGCCCGGAUACAUGGUGUUGUGCGCCAGUCUGGAGCUGCAGUCACGCAGUAUUGUCGCUGGGUCUGUCCGCAUGGUCUAUGCCAUUAUCUAUUCCCUGUUCCUUGGGUUCGGAAUCACGAUCGGAACCGCAGUCUAUGGUCUUUUGGAUUCUGAUGCAUCUUCGGACUACACGUGUCCGGCCAGCCCAAUCACCAACGAAUAUCUUCAACAUUUUCCUUUUGCAAUUCUCUUCACAUUUUGCCUCGCCGUCAUCAACCAAGCGAAGUGGAGGCAGAUGCCCAUGAUGUUGAUGAUCGCCUUUGCUGGGUACGUGACGAAUUACUUCGGUACCAAGCGAUUCUACUCGAGCACUCAGGUCUCCAACGCGUUGGGAGCUUUCGUCAUCGGAGUGAUGGGAAAUCUUUAUAGCCGGUUACGGCACGGCUUUGCGGCCGCAGCGAUGCUGCCCGCUAUCUUUGUGCUUGUUCCAUCCGGUCUUGCUGCCAGCGGGUCGCUCAUCUCGGGCAUCGCGGCAGCGGAACAAAUCACUACUACGCCGUCGCCCUUUUCUGUUGUCUCUAACGGGACGCAGGGAUUUGUGGAUGCGGCGAGAAACAUGUCGAGUCCUAACUUUGACCGCGAGUUUCAUGGGGUUGUCCUUGACAUUGGUUACGGAAUGGUCCAGGUAGCAGUCGGCUUCACAGUAGGCCUGUUCCUGGCUGCCUUGGUCGUCUAUCCGCUUGGCAAGAAAAGAAGCGGACUGUUCAGUUUCUAG
Messenger RNA from Aspergillus sclerotioniger CBS 115572, 2613 nucleotides. RefSeq names its product DUF1212-domain-containing protein. Gene Ontology annotation, biological process: transmembrane transport. The transcript has a single exon. Bases 1 to 2613 code for a protein of 870 amino acids. Lineage: Eukaryota; Fungi; Ascomycota; Eurotiomycetes; Eurotiales; Aspergillaceae. The record is from RefSeq and is a predicted model, not a curated record. Gene Ontology annotation, molecular function: transmembrane transporter activity.